Messenger RNA from Anopheles stephensi (Asian malaria mosquito), 10655 nucleotides. RefSeq lists its product as uncharacterized. NCBI's taxonomy places the organism in Eukaryota, Metazoa, Arthropoda, Insecta, Diptera, Culicidae. The transcript has 7 exons. The record is from RefSeq and is a predicted model, not a curated record. The coding region runs from base 1061 to 8659 and encodes 2532 amino acids.
GAAGAAAAUUCACAGCAGCGCAUACAUUAGCCCCGGGUGUGUGGUGGUGUGCGUGUUACCAUUUUUAUGCUCCGCGUACGCAGAACGAAGCCCGGCAGGAGAGCGUAUGAAGAAAUUGUCCGAGAACAGAUGGGGAAAAAAAGCUGCCGCACCGUAUUUCGUUCGGUCGGUGCAUGUUGGAUCGGGGCGCGUCGGGCUUAGUGUGCGUGAGAUCGCCUGUAGUGCUGAUGAGCGUGCGUGCAAGAGAGAGUGUGAGAGAACGAAAAACGUCACACGCGUAAGCAAGCUGCGCCGUGUACCGAGCGCAGUGUAAAAAUCGCAGUUGACAGACAGUGUUUUCUGUGCGUGUGUGUGUUUGUAUGCACGAGGGUGUGAAGGAAACGGGGAUGCGUUAGAUGAUUUUUGACAUUUUAAGCUUCUUCGAUCGUCGUCAACAGCAGCGCUCUCUGCGGUGGCUUUUUGCGGAUGCGCGUACGUGUGUGUGCGUGCGAUUUCUUCGGCCAGGGCACACCACCACCACACCACCACAGGGCGGCGAAGAAGCAGAGAGCAAAGAGCAACAGCGAAGCGGCUGUUGCUGCUGUUCCAACAGGCAGAGGCUGCUGGGAUAGAAGAGCAGGUUCAAUUCUCAGUCCAUAGCAAACCGCUAGUGUGAGCGCACGCGGGGUGAUAUGCGCGCGCGUUCGAUUGUGUGUGUGCAUGUAUGUGCGAAUCGCGUUUUAUGUUUUUAUCUCCGCCGUCCCGGCACAUCGCCACCGUCCGUCUGCUACCAUCGUCUCCUGAAUGGGUACGCAUAGAAUCACUGACAGGCGAGAUUAUUGUGUGUGAGGCCCGUCUCGUCGUGACACUGGCGGCGGUGUUUGUGUGAGCAGUGAGAAAGCAGACAGCAGAGCAGAGCAACACAACAGUGACAGCAUCAAACACGGUGAGAAGCAACAGACGGCGAGGUUGAAGUUUAUGCUGCUAUCCUUAUAAAGCAACGGUGAUCGCUUGACGCAGGACAUUUACUCGCCUUGUGGGAAGCGAACUAACCCCCCCCCGCCGCAUCCGGACACCGUCAAUGGUGUUGCGCGCGUGGGGCCAGUCUCAGAACCACGAUAUGGCAUCCCGCGAAAAGAAGGCCCGCUCGGUGACCGCAGACUCUCCCACCCCAUCCCUCGGCAGUGCAAACAGUGGAAGCAACAGCAACAUCAGUGCCCUAGCUCCCACCACCCCAAGCGGCGGAAACACAGCAUCUUCGGCGACCGGUGGAACCGAUUCCGCCCCAACGACUCCAACGUCCACACGCAAAGGAACCGCCACCGGAGCAGGAAACGCAAACCCCGCCAGUGUUAACGUUGGGGGCAGUGGCAGCAGCAGCACGUCGACCUCCACAACACGUGCAUCCUUGAGCCGCUUGAAGUCCAAACAACAGCUGCUACAGCUGAACAGUGCCACCGGUGGCGAUGAGACAGGAGCAGCGAUAGAGGAUACAGGUGUCGUUGACUCGAUCGUAACCACUCCAUCCCGCACGACACGUGGCGGUGGAGCGUCGAGGGAAGAUUCCGCUGGCAGAGAUUCGCCGGCAACGUUUGCCUCCUCGAAAGACAAAGAUGACACCGUCACCGUACCGACGGUGAACGCGCCAAAGGACGUUAGCAAAUCACCCGCAAUUGGUGCACGGCGUGGGGCCACAUCGAAGGCAGCAGCACCUGUUGCUUCCACCGCGAACGCGCGUAAAAAUCGCGUCGUCACCCUGAAGCGCACCACGCUGCUCAAGCGCAAAGGGAAAAAGAUUAUCGGUAAACCAAUGUUGGGCAGGAAGGUGGUCGCACGCCGGCAGCUGGUGGCGGCCGCAAAAUCUACCGGUACACGUGGUGCGGUUGCGGCGGCCGUAGUGGUUGUCAAAAAGGAAGUCAUCUCACCGUCGACCUCCAAGGAGAAGGAGGAAGAGCUGCUUAGUACGCCUAGCUUGCGUAACGGUAAGCCACGCAACUCGGACAGUCCGGUGGCUAGGCGCAAGUCAGCGGCAGUACUGAAGCAGGACAGCAAAUCGCUCGAAAGUUUAACCGUUGGCUCGUCUGCGAUCAAGCUGGAACGAAGACGGUCUGGGUCGGUUUCCAAAUGUUCCGACAUGACGGAAGAUGGUGAUGGCGCUGCUGGUGCGGACAUCAAGCGGGAGCUUUUCGAUUUCGAAUCACGCAGCAAAAUGUUGGACAAGAUGGCCGAGGCGUUUAAUGAGCGUAAAACCGGUGGUGGUGCAUCGCCGGUGGUUGGCGGUGCGAAGGAUGAUAAGGCUCAAACGUCCGGUGGUACGCUGCGGCGAAGUAUGCGCCAGCGGAAGAGUACCGCGCGCGACAAGGAGGAUUUCCUGUCACCUCGCGGGAAGGCGGGCAGUGCGUUGGACAUCAAGAUUGAACCGGCCGAAUCGCUUGAAUCGCUGUCGGUCGAUGGAGACGGCGAGUCGGUGACGGUGGCUUCGGUGGCCGCUCCGCUCACGAUCGACACAACGGAGACGGAAGUGUCGAUCGGUACCGAACAGUUGCACAGUGACGGAGCGGCCAGCAGUUUGGGUGGCGCUAGUAGUAGUAGUAGUAGCGGUGGUGGUAAUGCAGCUGGUGUUACCGGCGAGGAGGAGCAGGUCGUGGGAAAGGAUCCGUCCCUCAGUCCGGGCGAACUGGUCAGCGAGGGAGUGUCGGAGCAGAGCGUGAAGGAGUGCUACGGUGAACCCGCCUUCCUGGAGAACAAUCUGGGCAUCGAGAAGGAUCCGAAGUUGGGCGAAAUCGUGCAGGAACGCUUCCGGUGCGACAAGGUUAGUGAUGAUGUGGACGCAAACGCGGAAGAACCGAAGCAGGAGGAGAAGAAUGCUCCGGAGGAGGAGGGUGGUGUCGCUAGUGGCAAAGACGAUGAUGAUGAUGGUGGUGGUGAUGUGACGAAAGAGGACAAUGUUACUCAGGAGGAACAGGAAGUGCCGACCAGUAGUGCUACGGUCAAACCGAUUGAGGUAGAGGAUGAUGUGGAAAUGGCAGAGGAGGGGAAGAAGCUGGAGAGCGUAGAGGAGCAGACGCCUAGUGAUCAGGAGGAGGGUGAUAUACUGCAGGAGAAGUUGGAAAUUGUAAGUAACGAUGACAAAUCGGAGGACGAACUUAUGGAGCAGGACAGUGGUGUGGUGGUCACGGGUGAGCUAGAACAGGUUAACAAGAACGGUAGUGAGGAAGCGAAAAUGGACAUUACGGAAAAGGAAGACGAGGUGGUUGAGUGUGCAAAAGAAGCCGAGGCGGAUGUUACAAUAGUUCUGGAUGAAGCUGAGGAAGUAGCGGAAGACGCGCUAAACAUUGUCGAAACUCCCGCAAAGAAGGACCCUGUGGUGGGGGAAGCAAAGGAGGAGGAGAAAAAUGAAUCCCAACCGACGGUAGAUGAAGAUAUGGAACAAACUUCUUCCACCCCUGAGGUGGCCCUCGACGCCGUUGAAGUGGUCGACGCGAACCAAACAACGGAAAAGGAGUCGUCGGCCGCGUCCUCCGCUAUUCCCACCGCUGCCACCGUGACCUGCAAAACGAAUGGCGAAAGCAAUGGUGGCAUCAACCAGCAACAAUCAGCACCCAAUCAACAAACAUCACGGGCGGUGGUAGCAGCAGCAGGUCAGCAUAAGCCACCACCGGCCACCGGUGUGACGACGACUCCCAAAGCCACCACAACAACCCCCGGCGGCAAUGGCAGCAGUGGUAAAGAAUCGAAAGCGAAAGCCCGCACCACGAAGGAGAAACCGAAGGACGAUGAAAAGACACGCGAGGAAAAGCUUCGACAGGAGAAGCUCCGGGUGGAGGAGAAGGUACGCGAGGAGAAGCAGCGCGCGGAACGGCUCGAAGCCGAAAAGAGACUGAAGGAGGAACUGUUGCAGAAAUCCCGCCUUGAGAAUGGUCUGGAUGAGGAAGGCACUAAGAGUGGUGGCAGCAGCCCAGCGGCAUCAACUGUUGCCAAUAAAGAAACCAAGACUGAGCUGAAGACGACGACGGCGGCAGCAGCACUCCUAUCGAUUGGGGGAUUAAAUCUCCCAGCGAUCACAAUCGCCAUCACAAAGAAGGAUAAUACAAGUGGUGGCAGUUCGGCGGAUGAGAAAGAAUCGAACGGCGGCAGCAGUGGCUCGGUCGUGGGCAAUGCUCCCAAGUCUGACCUCGAGAUACUGCCGAUCAAGACGGAUGGCACGACCGGAACACUGCCAGCCGUGGUGCUCCUGUCGAAGGACGAAAAACCAGCCAAGGAAGGCGGUGCGGUCGCUCCCUCGUUGGCGGAUUCGGCCGAGUCACGGUUGCGGAUUAUCUCGCAGAGUGAGAACGCAGCCGCUGCCGUCUCCGUGAGCGAACCGAAGGACAGCAACAAGUCGUUGAGCAUAAUCAAAAUUGAAACUAGCAACGGGUCACCGGUGACCGUUGGAAGUGGUUCUCCUACGCCCGCCACCAGAAACAAGAAGGAAUCGUCGGAAGAGCGGAAAACGGUCCUGCUGGAUGAAUCGGAUGACGCGGCAAAACGGAAGGAAUCCCAUCUGAAGCACCUGGGGCUACUGACGAUUCAGGCCGCAUCGGAAGAGAAGCAGCGCCGGGCCGAACAGAAGCCAACGACUUCGAUGUCCACCGACACCCUGCAGGACGGUGGUUCAACUGCUGGGUGCGGGUCCGUAGCUGGAGCCGGCGAAGGUUGGCUAUCAUCCGGCACGCAUCAAACGGGCGGUGGACGUUCCAGUACCGGUGGCAAUAAAUCAUCUCGCAGCUCGAAGGACGAAUACACGGUGUCGAUGAAAACCGUGGCGAAGGGCAGCGGAGGUGGUGGUGGAGCACGGGGCGAGAAACGCAAGCAGCAACGGAUGCCGCUGAAGAUGACGUUCCAGAAGGGCAAAGGGAAGGGAGCCGUGGCGGCUGGUGGCGGUGGUACGACGGCAACGGGCCGUGACUCGUCGAAUGGUUCCGGGACGUCCAGCAACGGCAGUGGAUACGCUACGGACUCGGGCAACAACGGUGACAACACGUUCUACACCGCGCACAUUAACGAGCUGGACCAUCACUCGUCCAACUCAUCCGAUGGACAUUCGCACCGUGAGUCGGGUGCUGGCCGGAAGGCGCACAGUCGUUCCCACACUACCGAUGGUGUUAAUCCAGUAGAAACGACUAGCGAAAACGUUUCCUCGAAGGAGGUGAUCCAGAAAUCGCUCGUGAUCCCGGAGAAAGCUUCCUCCUUCAAUGUGCACCCGGAGCGGCUCUGCUGGGACCAGUGCAACUACUGUGGCGGCAGGUUUGGACUGUACGACACACCUUGCCACGUUGCCGCCAUUAAAUCCACCGAGCGGCAGCAACGAAUUCUGCUCGCUACCUUGCCCAAGAUUACGCUUGACAGUUGCCUGUGCGAUGCCUGCUACCGGCACGUCGAUCGCAAAGCAAACUGCCCGCCGCAGAAGAAGAAAUCCACCACCAUAUCGCAGACGAGCUCGGUGACGAACGCCGCUAGUAACAGCAACACCUUCAGCAGCAGCACCCAAUCGACCGUAUCGCCGCUAGUACUUAAGGUUACGACCAACAAGGACGGUUCGACGAGCAUCGCCGCCGAACAGCCGGCAGCCGUACUGGUGGACGAUGGUUCAACGGCGGGCGGCAAGGCGCGCGAGGUAUGUGCCGUGCGCCAGUGUGCGUCUCACGCGAUGCAAUCGUUGCGCCGCAAGUGGAUGGUGAAGAUGAAGCGCAAAAUUGGCAAACAGCUGGACAUCAAUCUCGAGCAGGCGGCCAAGUCGACCGCCGAAUACAUCUCCAUCUGCAACAAGCACUACGAGCAGAUAAGCCACCUGAUGAUAUGCGCCAUGUGCACGAAACCGCUCCAACGGAACCAUGUGUACCAUCUGUACAAUAACGUCGUACAGCUGGAGCGCUUGAUACAGGAGCAGGGCAUUUCGCUGAGGCUGAGCAGCUCGGAGCUGGUCGUGUGUAAAUUAUGUAAAUAUUAUGCUAAUUUAUUGAUUAAGCCCCCGGAAGCGAAAACAAAAGGGGCCCAAUUCGUUAAGGACUACAAUCGAAGAUUGUACAACUAUCGCCAACGAGCGGCAGAAGAGCAGCAGCAACAGCAGCAACAACUACAGCAAGAAGUUGAUGCAAUGCGCAGCGUCGAACCGACGGCUGCUGCUGCACCCCGACAACGCGCCACACUUCCUGUCACAGACAUCGUCAUUUCGGAUGGUGACGAAGACGAGGAAGUGGUAGAGGAGGAGGAAGUGGAGGAGAGUCCCGCACCGCAGCAGCAGCCGGUCGUAACGGCCGAGGCACGGUACCAAACGUUUGGCAAUUUGUUCUCCAUCGGUGACAGUUCCGUGUCGGUGAGGCGACGCGUCAGCAACCGGAAGUCGCCCGAUGUGUCGAUUGUGGAGAACAAUGUGGCGUCGCAGAUGGGUGAGCUGGACGAGAUUAGCAUUAUACCGACGACCAAGUCGCUGACCGUGCUGAACCAGCAGCAGCAGCAGCAGCAGCAGGCAUCGCAAGACGAUAACAUCGACAUGACGAAGGUGCUCAAAUCGAACCCAAACAUUUCGAUGCGUGAACUGUUCCCGGGCGAGGAGGAGCUGGGCAUACACGUGCACAUUCCAUUCAGCUCUUCCUCGGUGCGAACGCCCGAGGGCUGGACGAAGGUAACGUCCACGAUGCAGUACGACGACAGUACGCGCGCACUGUGGGAAGAGCUGCAAAAACCGUACGGCAAUCAGUCGAGCUUUUUGCGCCAUCUGAUCCUGCUGGAGAAGUACUUCCGGAACGGUGAUUUGGUCCUGUCGCCACAGGCGAAAACUAACGCAACGACCUACUCCGAAGCGGUACAGAGCCGGUUGCGCUCGUACGAUAAUAUACCGUCGUCGGUUCCUACCUCACCACCGGCAUUGGCUUCGCUGACGCCGGUCACCGCGAACGCGGCACCGGAUAAGACGAGCAGCAUAUUUCAGCAGUUUAGCAGUGCUACUAUUACUAUCGUUCCUGCUAACAAGAUUCGCCCUAAGACGGGUACAACCACCACCUCCUCUGCUCUCUCGAUGGUUGGCAACGCAUCGGACGUUACUCCCGUUUCGCCACCGGCUCCCGUCAGCUUGCUGAAAUCGAAUAAUCUACACCUAACCAACAGCGAGCAGACGACGAAAAACAGUCUCAAGCGGAAGCUGUCGCACGAAGGUGCACGAACGUCCGGCGGAGGAAACAUUUCGUUCAGUUCCAGCACGGCUUCCUCACCGCUGAACAGCAGUGGUUCGAGUGUGUCGAAGGUGGUCAAGCUGGACGAACCCAAGGUGCCGCACUCGUCCCCACCAGAGCUUAUCAGCAUCAACUGCAAGCCGAGCGUAACCAUCACCAGCAUUCCGCCGGGACACACCGGACCUCCAUCGUCCGCAACAGUAACAGCAACCACGCAGAAACAGUUGUCACUGUUGAAUCAAUCCUCCCAACAAUCGUUGCUGCAGCCGAUGACGACGGCACUGAUGGCGAAGAAAUCUCCCACGGCCACCAUUACCAACACACCCGCCGCCAACACCAACACGGGUGGAAAUGCAACGCGAGAAAUCAUCCAAAUGCCGGAACAACUCACCGAAGCAGAACGCCGGGAAUCAUCCACGCGUCCCUGGCGACCAACACUGCUCCCGAUAUCACCCGGCGUGUCGGAAACGCUUAAAUCCGGCCCACUGUACCAAACGGCUGACGGACGACUCCUUCCCAAGCUGGUGCAGGUCAUGUCCGGUGGCAAACCAUAUCACAUCUCGAUCGAAGACUACAACCGUAUGUGCAUCCUGCGGCGCGAAAAGCUGCUCCAACAGCAACACAACAUGAUCCAGACGGCUAACAAACGGCAAUCGCAGCUACCCCAACCGAAACCGCCCCAGCAGCAGCACGUCACGCCCGUCAUACCGCCCGUGCCAGCGCUACGAUUAGCCAGCACGUCGGUGGAAAACACCCUGCUCAACAAUGUGCCCACCACAUCCGGAGCUAGCGGCGCCGCCGCCAAGCUGGUACAGUUCCCUAACCAGCUGUUGGAGCAAAACUCACUCAUACCGCUUUACGGUGGUGUUGGCGGCGGCAAGAUGGGAGGAAGUUCGGCUCCGAAAAGCAGCAGCAGCAGCCUCACAGUAACCAUGACGCCAACGGUUCACAGCGCCGCCAGCAAGACCGCAGCACCGGCGGUCCCACCGACGAUGAAGCCACUCUCCCUGCCCAACAGCACCACCGUCUUCCCGAUGAUGAUAUCCGCCAACACGAUCUCCCUGCCCUCGCUCUACACAUCCUCCUCCGCUGCCACGCCGUUUGCCGGCGGCAGUGUGACGACACACAGCUCGGCCACAUCCUCCACCAACAACAACAACAACAACAGACCUGCUCCCACGGCGGCAAACUGCUCCUCCUCCCUUGUGCUAGCGCAACCGACCAGCGUCGCGGCGACGAUCAAUCCGCUGGAUCAGCUGCUGAAGUGUGGCAAUCUGGUGACGCAGGCGCAGCUGCAGGAGUUUGUGGCCGCGGCGACGGCCGCGAACGGAGGUGGCGGUGGUGCCCAGCUGGACAGUUCGCCCGACCAGCUGCUGUCGAAGAUACCAAAAUCGCUAACUGUGAUACCACAACAGAAACAAAGAUCAAUGUCACGCGUUUCCUCGCAUGAGGACCAAAACAGUGCCUAGAGACAGAGAGAGGGAGAGAGGGAGAGAGAGAGAGGGAGAGGAAGAGAAGAAGCAGACGAAAAGUGUAAGUAAGCUACAAAACGAGAACAAAACAAAGGUAAACAAAAGUUUGAAAACAAAUCACUGAAGGGAAACAAAAUAUUAGUCAUCUAUAUACACACACACACACACACAUGUGUACACGGCUAUACGUGAGAGACGUAUGUAUGGUAGAAACAGGAAACUAGCGAGACCUUUCUAGCGCAACUAACAUUACCUUACCUAAACUGCCUGAACCUGACCCUGGGACACAAACAGCACCAGGUAUCGCACACACAGUGAAGUCCCACGACCACCACCAACAACAAUCCCCCCCCCCCGGCGCCCGCCCGUACCACCGCUCUAGAUAUGAAUUGUUCUUUCAUACUCCUCUAGUCAUUAAUGCCUCUUUAUCCAUCAGAGUGUUUCCCUUCUUCACCUCUUUUCUCAUAUGUAACAGCUGCGUAAACUAGCUUUGGUUAAGCUAUCGUGAAGGUCAAGCAGGUGUGAGACACUCAGUAAAUACGCGCUGCAUAACAUAUCGUGUGUAAAAAGCAAUCCCUAUUGGUAGGUCAGAUUAGUAGGUGAAAGCGGAGGGGGCCUAAUUGUUCACACACAAUCACAAACGGACCUUCGUUUCUCACACUCCAGACUCCUUAUACUCUCUUACAUUACAACUUUAAAGCAAUGAAGCUCUUGCCAAUAUGUUUCCUUUACUUCUGCACAACAGUUUUUGUGGUUGCGGUCACGUCACACUAAUGACACCGAACCACCAAUCUGUUUUUCUUUGGAGCAUCGAAGGUAAAAUCAUACCAUCAAACGGGGCAUCUAUCCCUUAACAUUCCAAUAGCCAUCGUAAGGAGGAUAGCCACACCUCCUUUUCAUUUGUCCCCAAACACCAAUCGGUCCCUCUAUCGUCAGUUAUUUUUGUUUGCUUUGCACGUUCAAUGAGAUUUGAGAGUUACAGCAGUGUGGGUGUGUGUGUGUACAUUAAUUUAAUUUAUUACUGCUCCUAUUAAAGCGCAGUUAACGUUUGUAAAGAUUUAAAGAGGGUGAGCAGUUGCUUUGAAAGGAUUGAUUUGUAGUAUUACCACCGGAAGAGAAGCAAAAACAUGCUGCGCUACUGAAUUGAGCUUCAUUAGUACACACACACACACAAGUCCAAAUUGGUGGACGAUAGCAGUUUAAUGAGGUAGCUUCGUAAGCUAGUGUUUGUGUGCGGUAAGGAUGGACUUUAGUUUUAAUUUGCUCGCCUGGGUUCAUUUCCACAAGCGUUCCAUCGAAUCGCGCCUGUUUUGUUGUAUUAUAUUUCACACCUCCAUUUUACAUCAUGCUUUCUAGUUGUAUUAGUUGUAGGGUUGUACGUUCAUCGCCUUGUGGGGUACGACGAUCUCUUCCUAAACUGCUCACUGGUGUGCGUGUACGUGUGUAUUGAUCGCUCACUUCCGGCGCUCCGGCCUGUCGAGAUGACGGAGCGCCGGAAUGCAAAUCAUGCCAAUUAACGAUUCCCUGAUCCACAACACCUUGUCUUAGUCAGUAAGCUGCUUACGAUAUUGGCGAUAGGACGCGAACGGCCGCGAAAGGAGAGUUUCGAUUCCUUCACUGAAAUUGUGUUUGUGUGCGCGAUAAGACGACAACAUCCCGAAGGAUUGGGAACAGAGUACAUAUUUUAUACGAAAUCCAUAUAUACACAUACACAUAUAUAUCUCUAUACAUAUACAUAAGGACCGCGGAAUACUUAGGAAGUAUAUUAUUGCAAACAUAUGGCUGGAUACGAACGUUUGAUCCCCUUGUGCACAGGGCACAUAUACAGAAAAAGGAGCAAAAACUGGAAUAGACUAAAUCAUUAACACACGAAAGCGAGAGAGAGAGAAAGAGAGAGAGAGAGAGCUAGUGGAAAAACACAAGUCAGUCGCAUCCUUUAGCACUAUUUGAAGUAUAAAAAUAAAGUUACAGUAAGAAAAAAAGUACAAAAGCA